CAUAGAUAUUUAUAUUUUUACAUUAUUUACUGGACUUGAGGGUCUAUGUAUCGGAUAUAAAAUCGUGAAAUUAUCGCUGUCAGCGGCGUUUGUGUUUUGUUGAUGUCAUUCGCACCACCAAAGCCCGUAGCGACCUUCAAUUAUAUCAGCGAGGCUUCAAUAUAAAUUUCUUUUUCCAAACUCUUUUUGUUUUUUUGUUUUUUGUUUUAAUCUUACAGUGGCGACAAGUAUGGGACUUUCGCUCCGCUGCUUUCUGCUGUUGUCCCUCUUAACUCUGACAGCCGGUGCGGAUUUCCUGGACCUCAACAAAGCGUCCGGACGGACUUUUUUUCGAGAUUCGAACCGAGCCAAGGGGUCCGCGGCGGCAGGUUGGGAUCACAGCGUGAGGAAGAGGAGCGCCCAGCCGGACGCCUCCUGCGACGCUCUUCAAGGAUUUGAGGCCAAGUUGGAGAACAAUACGCACCGUCAUACUUUCAAUGACCUGAGUGGAUCGGUGUUACUGGCCUGGGUUGGAGAUGGCACGGGGGUCAUCCUAGCUUUGACCACAUUCCACGUUCCCAUCUUCAUGAUCAAUUUAGGACAGUCGAAACUCUAUCGAAGUGAGGACUAUGGUAAGACCUUCCUGGACGUCACCAAGCUCAUCAACAACACCUUCAUCCGAUCGGAGUUUGGCAUUGCGAUCGGCCCCGAGAAUUCCGGCAAAGUAAUCUUGACUGGCGAGGUGUCCGGUGGUCACCGCUCUCGGAUCUUUGUCUCGAGCGACUUUGGAAAGAGUUUCACCCACCUGGAGCUGCCCUUCAAUCCAACCUCGGCCAUCACGUACAAUCCGGAGAAUUCCGACGUGCUGCUGGGCCUCAGCAACAAAAGGGAGCUGUGGCUGACGAAAGAUUUUGGCCACAAUUGGAUCAAGAUUCACAACAUGGUCUGUAUGGUGAAAUGGGGGACGAAGAAUGCCAUCUUUUUUUUAACCAAUCGCAAUGGAUCCUGUAAUGCCCGCGGAGCGCUGGAGAUCAGGAGGACGACUGAUUUCGGGCAAAACAUCAAGACCGUCGCCAACAAGAUCUACUCCUUCGGCCUCGGCGGUCGCUUCCUCUUUGCUUCUGUGAUGACGGGCGAGGCAACUCAGAGGAGGAUCCACGUGUCGGUGGACCAGGGCGAUACCUGGAACAUGGCUCAGUUGCCAUCCAUCGGUUCCGAUCAGUUCUACUCCAUCUUGGGAGCCAGCAACGACAUGGUCUUCAUGCACGUCGACGAACCGGAGGAUGAUGGCGUCGGCACAAUUUACGUGUCGGAUGACCGUGGCACCGUCUUCUCCAAGUCGCUGGAGCGCCACCUUUACACCACCACAGGGGGCGAGUCCGACUUCACCAACAUCACCUCCCUGCGGGGAGUUUUUAUCACCAGCACCCUGACCGAAGACAAGUCCGUGAGGUCAGUGAUGACCCGAAACAUGGGAGGAGAGUGGACCCCCUUGCGGAAGCCCACCAUCAGCAACUGUGACUCAAAAGGCAAGCGACCAGAAGAGUGCGCUCUCCACAUCCUCGCGACAUACAGCACUGCUAUGAGGCUAAACGUCCCCAUGCUGCCCCUGAGCGAACCGAACGCUGUGGGCUUAAUAUUAGCCCAUGGGAGUAUCGGCAACGACGUCUCGGUGAUGACCCCCGACGUGUUUGUGUCUGAUGACGGCGGCUACACGUGGAUGAAGGCUCUGGAUGGGCCGCAUCAUUAUGCCAUUCUGGACUCGGGCGGGCUGCUUGUGGCCGUGGAGCACAGCCCCGAUGAACCGGUCGACGAGAUCAAGUUCUCUACGGAUGAAGGACAGUGCUGGCACACGUACAAGUUCACCGAGGAGCCCAUCUUCUUUACGGGCCUGGCGUCGGAACCGGGCGCCCGCUCCAUGAACGUCAGCAUCUGGGGCUACAAAACCAGCAUCCUCAACCAGCACUGGGUCUCCACCACCAUCGACUUCCGGGACCUCAUUACCAGAGACUGCGUGACGCGCGAUUACGUGCAGUGGUUGUCGCACUCGGAUAAUAUCAGCGAUCCCAGCAACGGUUGCAUCCUGGGCUACAGGGAAACAUUCCGGCGUCUCCGCAAAGAUUCCGUUUGCUGGAACGGACGAGAUUAUUUGGUCAGCACGGAGCUGACGCCUUGUCCGUGCACUUUGUACGACUUCCUCUGCGACUUUGGAUACUACCGCAAAGAGAAUAGCGCCGAGUGUGUGGAGGAGCCGGACCUGCAAGGCAAGAUGCUGGAGUUCUGUCUGCAUGGUCGAGAGGAACAGCUGCGGACCCAAGGCUACAGGAAAAUCCCUGGUGAUAAAUGUGAGGGAGGUACGAUUCCUGAACGUAAAGAAAUUGACCUGAGUGUGAGGUGUGUGAGUGAUCUGCUGGGCCCGGAUAUGCAGCAGAAAAAAGGCAACUCCACUACAUCUGUAGCCAUUGUGCUCACGAUAGUCAUCAUGCUACUGAGCGUUGCUGCCGGAGUCCUCUUCAUCAAGAAAUACGUCUGCGGCGGCAGGUUCCUGGUCCACAGAUACUCGGUACUGCAGCAACAGGCCAACGAAAACGCGGCGGAAGGCGUGGACAACACCUUGGACGACCAGUUGGACAGCGAACACGGAGUCAACGGAAAGAUCGACUUUCACGAUGACUCUGACGAGGACCUGUUGCAGUAGCAGCUGGAGGUCUGUCAAUCAUUCUCAAGGGGUUUCCAGCCUCGCGUUCUGGCGACCGGACGCUUCUUUUGUCGCGCGACUUCUUUUUCGCUUGCACUUUGAUCUGGUGUCACUCAGCUGUCCUCUUGCCAACUCUUAACAAAUGCACAUGCUCAGAGGUGAAGAGAAAUUAGUUUGGAAGGAAAAGCAUGAGAAUUUCUGACCUUGAAGUACGCAGCACAACUCCAAGCGUCCGCUUGAUAGCAAUAAGAUGUACAGACUUAUU
This is a messenger RNA of Hippocampus comes (tiger tail seahorse), 2942 nucleotides long. It is a transcript of the gene sort1b, whose product is annotated as sortilin 1b. Gene Ontology annotation, molecular function: protein binding. The transcript is spliced from 20 exons. Gene Ontology annotation, cellular component: Golgi apparatus; membrane. Gene Ontology annotation, biological process: vesicle organization; endocytosis; Golgi to endosome transport. The coding region runs from base 230 to 2677 and encodes 815 amino acids. Lineage: Eukaryota; Metazoa; Chordata; Actinopteri; Syngnathiformes; Syngnathidae. The record is from RefSeq and is a predicted model, not a curated record.